Messenger RNA from Phacochoerus africanus (Common warthog), 2019 nucleotides. It is a transcript of the gene GMNN, whose product is annotated as geminin DNA replication inhibitor. Gene Ontology annotation, cellular component: nucleus. Gene Ontology annotation, biological process: negative regulation of DNA replication; negative regulation of cell cycle. Bases 1145 to 1756 code for a protein of 203 amino acids. NCBI's taxonomy places the organism in Eukaryota, Metazoa, Chordata, Mammalia, Artiodactyla, Suidae. The transcript is spliced from 6 exons. The record is from RefSeq and is a predicted model, not a curated record.
AAAAAUAGAGUCAAUAGCAUUUCAAUUUACUUCCCCCAUUUUCAACAAUUAUCAGUGUAUGGCCAGCCUUGUUUCAUCACCAUCUCCAUUCACUCCCCCUUUCCUCCACUGAUUUAUUUUGAAUCAAAUCCCAGACAAAUAAUUUAUAUAAUUUCAGCAGAUACUAAUAUUUAAAGAGAAAUCUAAUAUUUACUAGCUGCAGUAUAGCUAUCUGAGAUAUAAAAGGACCUGGUUCUGCCUCCAAAACUGUGAUGCUAGGUGAGUUAUUUAGGAUCUCAGCCUCAGUUUACUUAAUCUGUAAAAUGAGGGAAUUGGACUGGAACUAGGUCUGUAAGAGUUCACAUUAGGAGUUCGUGGAUUCCCAAAAUUCUGUAGGAUUGUGCUCUUGUUUGUGUGUGUAGUUAUUUUGUUUUGUUUUUUCUUUUUGAGGGAGUUCACAAAAUCUCAAAUUGUUUUCUAAAAAGAUUAAGACCCAUUAAUAUAUAAGAAUCUUUUCCGUAAAGAGUUUAUUACUCUACUGCAUGUGAUGUGUGUAAAUAAAAUGCCUUUGGGGGGCUGGAUGCUAUAAGUCUUACAGGUGCGAAAGUUAAAUCUUAGAAAUGGUCAUUUUUUGGUUUCAGUAAUUUAGCUGGCUUUUUGGCCUUUAUUGGUAGCAAGCAUUUAAAUGAAUUAGUACCUCCUAUUAUUAAGGUUCCAAAUUGUAUUUUCUUGUAUUUGUCUGGAGACUGUUGAUUCAUCUAUAAUCUAAAUUGUAUCUGAAAUGUUGGUGUAAUAUUUGUUCUCACAGUAGCUGGCAUUUGUUCUGCAGUUAAAUAGUGAGAUAAUAAUCAGCAGUAGCAGCUUUACCGUGGGAAAGGUAGACUCUCAUUCUGUGGAGCAUAGUGUGGAAUCAGUAACUUUCUCACGCUGCUUUGGUAUCAUGUUCUUGCUGACCUUGUUUGAGUAUUCACCAUUGUUUGCUAUCCCAUGGUGCCAGUAUAACUAAUGAUUUUUUGCAAAAAUAGAGAGCUCUUUUAGAUGAGGAAAUAUACAGGAAGGUAUUUACAUAUUACAAGGAAGGCAUUAUUUUCUUCAAAACAAUACCUUGGGCACUUUAGAGUUUUAGUAUGCCUCAAGCCCUGGCAUUUUCACAGUCUGCUAAUGAAUGGGGUUGAAGCAAAACUGCUUCUACAGACAGAGUAGUCCUGUUCCAAGAAGAACUCUGAAGAUGAUUCAGCCUUCUGUGGCUGGAUCUCUUGUUGGAAGAGAAAAUGAGUCGGUUAAAGGCUUGUCCAAAAGGAAACAAUGGAGUGACCAGUCAAUAUCAAAGACUUCCGGCUCUGGAGUUCUUACUGUCCCAGAACAUAGUGAAAAUAAAAAUGUUGGAGGAGUGACUCAAGAAGCAUUUGAUCUUAUGAUUACAGAAAAUCCAUCCUCUCAAUAUUGGAAAGAAGUGGCAGAAAAACGGAGGAAGGCUCUCUAUGAAACACUUAAAGAAAAUGAGAAACUUCAUAAAGAAAUUGAACAAAAGGACAAUGAAAUUGCCCGCCUGAAAAAGGAGAAUAAAGAAUUGGCAGAAGUAGCAGAACAUGUGCAGUAUAUGGCAGCAGUAAUAGAGAGACUGAGUGAUGAACCUCUGGAUAAAUUUGAAUCACUGGAUAGUCAAGAAUUUGAUUCUGAAGAGGAAACUGGUGAGGAUUCUGAAGUAGAAGACUCAGAAAUCGGUACGUAUGAUGAAGAAGUCUCCUCCUCUACAGAUGCAAAACCAUCUACAUGAAAUUCACUAAUACUUGACUCUUGAGGAAAACACUGCCAAAGUUUACCUCCGCUGUAGUUCUUUGUAGUAGAGUAAAUAACUUUAUAAGGCAAAUAACUUUAUAAGGCAAACUUGGAAUCAGACUUCCCUGUUUGUAUCCUGGGACCCUGUUACUGUAUUAAAAUACAAAUACUAUGUAUUUUUAAUCUAUGAUAUUUUGUGUAAAUAGCAUUUUCUCAGUUGUCAGACAUGACUUGUGUAUAUAAUAAACUUCAUUCUAUUGA